Paramormyrops kingsleyae is the source of this 5269-nucleotide messenger RNA. RefSeq names its product TAR (HIV-1) RNA binding protein 1 (gene tarbp1). Gene Ontology annotation, biological process: tRNA methylation. Gene Ontology annotation, molecular function: tRNA (guanine) methyltransferase activity; RNA binding. Lineage: Eukaryota; Metazoa; Chordata; Actinopteri; Osteoglossiformes; Mormyridae. The record is from RefSeq and is a predicted model, not a curated record.
GGCGCGUGCGCAAUUCAGAGUACCGUGUGGAAAAGUGGGAAGCCGUCGUGUUAAAUACCGGUGCGCGUAGAAAAGUGCACUAUUGUUUUCUCUGUUGUCUCAGUACCGUGGUUGAAAUGCCUUCGGUUUUAAUUAAUGCACUUUUGUCUAGCUGCUCGAACCCCGAUUUAGUGUUAAACGCUCUUUGCUGGCCAAGUGACACAUGGCCGGAGAUAGAGGUUGUUGAAGAACUUGCCGUAUUAAUCGAUGGAGUUCAUAGUCUACAUUACAAGGAGUCAGACAGGCAUAAUAUCGGAGCCAAUAAUGGUCACACCGGAUGUCCAAGAGAGGUGGCGUUUCAGAAAAAAGUCGAGGAUGUAGCAUGGAAACACUGCGUGCCUCUCCUGUUUAAAAUAUCCAGCGAACACGAGUCUGCCUGUAAACUUAGGGGUAAAAACAAGGAUUUACUUAAUGCUGUGUGCAUGCUGUUGGGCGUUUGUGUUAAGAUUUGUGACGAAGAGCUGUCGGAAAAGUUGACAAACGUUACUUUGUCGGUACUGGAGCUGACGGAAGAUGAAGCAGGCGAAGAAAGCCCCGAACAGAAAAAAAUAAAUAAAGACGUUGCAAUUGAAGUCUUGGCUGUUUUAACACCUAUUAUUUCGUCUAACGAGCAGCUGACAGCGACGGUGCUGUCAUCCGCUUUAAUGUGUAUCAAAGCCGGCUCCGAUUCGGUUGCUUCGAAGAUAUUGGUUCGCGUUUUGAUGACUUUGCUUAACACCUGUUGCCCUGAUGAGAGGAGAGCAGUCCUUUUGGGACGCAUUCGGGGUGAUCUGAGCUGCUGGCACGAAAAUGACAGCACGCCAGCAGUGACAGCUCGUAUCUUGCUGUGUCUAACUGCGCUUUCAGAUCACCUGUUUCAUUCCAGCAGCGGUUCUCCUGCUAACGUUUACAUACACCACUCCCAGCAGUUUUGGAAGAUAGUUCAAGCAGGAUUGACGCACAGGGACAGCGUGUCGCGCAAACGGGCGUUGUAUCUAUUUAAGAGGGCUGUCGAGCUGUCCGAUGAAGAGAACGUCGAUUUUCAAAGUGGUAAUGCAUGUCGUGAAGAACAGAGUUUAUUCACAUGGGUACCAAAGAAGUGCCAGCUUCUCAGGGAAUUCUGGGAGGACUAUGCCUUGAUCAUGGAGACCCUUGAUGAAAACCAGAUUCACGUGGUUCGGCCUGUGCUCAAUAGGAUGGACACACUGAUCGAGGCUACUGUGAGUGACAUUCAAGGCCCAGCCCUGCUCCACCCCUCAUGGCUGCUGUCUGUGUACCAGCGCAUGUUCCACAGUGAGAACAAGACCGUUAUGAGGGAGGGGGUGUGUCACCUGCUGGGUCUGCGGGUGCUGCGAUGCCCCGCCUUUGCUGUGGCUUUUUCACAGUUCACUGUUGGCCCCUUCUUGGAUGUGCUGGCUGAGAGCUCGCUCUUCCACAGGUCUCCUGGACAGAGCAUCGGAGAAUGUCCAGAGCUCGGGGCCAAGCUGCAAGACUUCAUGGUCACCUUCAUAGGCAGCCUACCACAGGAGAAGAGAAAUGAGGUGUUGCUGCAGCUGGUCCAGCGGCUGGGCUCUCGUCACUGGUGUGCAGUCCCUAUCCUCUUCUUGUCCCAGGCCCUGUCCUGCCUGCCCCCCUGCCCAGCGCUUGGCCCCCCAGGCCUGCAGGCGCUCAGGGAGGUGUUGCAUUGCACCAUGAUCACUCACCAGGUGCUACUCAGAGGAGCUGCUCAGGGCUUCUUGCUGCAAAGUGCCCUCUAUCUGACAGAUGUGGCCACAGUGACACUGGCUGAUGUCCUCGGAUUCCUAGCGCACUUCCGUGCGGAUGAGUCACUGUGCAGAGGCACGAAGCUCUGGGAUCAGGUGUGUGAUUGGCUGCUGGAGAGUGAGGAGCAUUUUAAACCUGAUUCACACCUGAAGCUGGGGGCGGAGAUUUCAAGGAACUCAACCCUCCAGGGGGGGUCCCUGAGAGUCUUUGUGUGCAACCAGCUAGAUUCUUUCCUCCGGGUCCCAGCCUGCGCAGACUCGACUGGGGGCUUACCCGAUCCCUGGGAGGCAGAGCUCGUGGCCCGGGCCCUGUUUCUCUGUAUGGAUGUGGAGCAACGACGACCCAGCGGUGCAUCACCUGGGGGACUGGAAGAGUUGCUACGCCCCCUGCUGGACACCCUGAGUCGGCUUGGCACCAACGUCUACCUGCCCUUGAGGAAGGCUGAUAAAAGCCUCCAGCUGCUUUUGCGGCUGCUGCAGCUGCGGAAGACGCCUGGCAGCAGUGACCCUCAGGCACAGAAGGACGAGGUAUCAGCAGCCAUAGAGAUGCUUGUCCUGAGGGUGGCCGAGCCGAUUCAGGAGUUCAUGCUGCGCAGGCUGAGUGGGGAGCUGCGUGAGCUGUGGGAUGUGGAGCGAGCCAGCCUGUACCAUUCCGUCCUGCGGGAGCUGCUCCUGGUGUAUGGCCGUGCUGGGUGGCACCACACAAGUCAUCUUGGGGGAUUUAUCUCGGCGCUGACCAGAUACUGUUUACGGGUGCUGGGAGAGCCAGAAGACCAGAAUCCUGUUCUGGGCGUCCAGGUAACCAGGGCAGUUGCCAUGGCAUCGCUGACUCUCUUGUGUGAGGUCGGGGAGAAACACAGGGCCAGCCUGCACCCUGAGGCUGUGCGUUCACUGUCCUCGGUGGCAACGCUGUUCUACUCCUCUUCCUCACCAGUGUUCCUGAACCACAGUCUGCAAAAGCCUGCAGUAGCACCUGACUGCCUGCAGGGGAGCAUGGAGGAGGGCCCAACUCUCCAGGGCUGGGGCCGUGUAGCAGCCCACUUUGUGCGGGACCAGUGGGCCUGCCUGCGCUUCGUGCUGGGUUCCCUCACUCUGCUGGGCCCUCAGGAACUACCCCCUGCCUCAGCAUUCCUGGGAACUGCGGUUGAGGCAUUGUCCUUGCUGCCCAAUGACCUGGUGGUACCUGUUUUAGACUGCAUGAUGUUACUGCUGCCACAGGUGGCGCAAACUGAGGAAUGUUUGUGUGUGGAGGCCGUACAGUUGGCCUGGAAAGUUGUGCUGGGUCUGAGCAAUAACCCCCAUGACUUCUGGCCCACUCUGGAGGGCUUUGUGCAAUUUGCCUUCGGCCGAAGAGUCCUGGAGCUUGCGGAAGGCGAGGCGCCGAAGCUCACGGCCACUAUUCAGCAGGUGGCCGCAGAGCUGAUCGCUCUGUCUCAGACCAAAACAGGAGUAUUCAACGUGCUUCUCCGGCACUGCUGCCGAACCUGGCUGCCCUCUGACCCAGGAUGCGAAAUCAGUGCCAAUGCGGUGUUCUCCAGCACCUUCAGGCACCUGGACAUCCUGACGGAGGCCUGUGUGUAUGGGCCUGUGUUCAGGAGAGACCAGAGAUUAAUCCAGGAAGUGCAGACGUACGUGGAGCGGCUGGGAGACACGUGUGCAGCCAACGUGAUCAUUAACAAUGACAGCCGGGAUGAGCAGCUCCCCCGCAUGUGUGCCCUGGCCUUCCUGAGCCGCCUGGACACCUCCCACCCCGCACAUGCCCACCUGAUGGAGACACUGGUGCUGCGGCUGUUGAGUAAGGAUGAUGAGAUAUCGAAGUCGAAAACACGUUACUAUGGCAACUCCCUGCAGCAUCGAGUGAAGAACAGGGUGUGGCAGACAGUGAUGGUCCUGCUGCCCAAGCUCAGAGCGGAGUUCAUGGAGACUCUGCUGGGCCAUGUCUAUGAGGCCGGCUUCUGCAGCAACCAGGCGUCGGUGAAAUACCUCAUCGAGUGGGUGAUCAUCCUCACCCUCCACUGGCACCCUGCUCUCGUGGACACCCUCUGGAGGUGCUUCGGCGUGGUGGACCAAGAGAAAACCAAGACAAGCAUCUGUACUUUCCUGGCUGUGUUAGUUCACCUGGACGUCCUUCUGGCUAAUGUUCCGGAUAAGGCCAGCAGGUGGCACCGAGCUCUGGAUGUGGCCCUUCAGUGCUGCUUUAGUCACAACUUCAGCGUGCGCCUCUAUGCCCUCAUAGCCCUGAAGAGGGUCUGGGGCCUGGAAGGCAUGAGGGCCACUGCAGGAGGUGAAGCGCAGGGUGCCGAAGGGCUUGGGGGAGUGGCCUCUGUUGUCCCAGCCUGCCUGCAGCAAGCAGAGGCCAUGCAGAGCGCAGGGAAUGCUGGAAAGAACUGGACAAAAAUCCAGGAACAUUUCUUUUUUGGGAUCUUCCAUCCACUUGUAGACUACAGCAUGGAGACUAUCUUCCACAUCUUUCCGAGCCUGUCGGACUUGGCCAACGAUGAAUGGAUUCCUGCCUGGAAGAUUGAGACACUGGUGGAAUUCCCCCAGAAUUCUGCUCCAUCCUUGCAGAAUUCCCGCCAGGACCUGAGCCAGCUGCAACCAGGCGACUGGGUCCAGCUGGAUAAAGGUGAGACGGAGCGAGAAGAGCGCUGGGUGGAAGUGCAGAAGAAAAUCACACCCUGGAGAGCCGGCAUCCAAGAGCAGGACCUGGACCUGCAGCUGGCCUCCCAGCAGAGGGCAGCACGCCUGGGCAAGCUCCACGGCGCCCUCCUAGUGGUCGCGUCCCUUAUCGACAAGCCCACCAACCUAGGUGGGCUGUGCAGAACGUGCGAGAUCUUCGGUGCCAGCACUUUGGUGCUGGACAGCCUCCGACACGUCAGCGACAAGCACUUCCAGGCCCUGAGCGUAUCUGCCGAACUGUGGCUCCCCCUUUUGGAGGUUAAGCCUGCGGAGCUGGCAGACUUCUUACAGUUGAAAAAGACAGAAGGUUACUGCAUUGUGGGUGUGGAGCAGACAGCGAACAGCCAAAGUUUGCAGAACUACAGGUUCCCUGAAAAGACCCUCCUACUUCUGGGUAACGAGCGAGAAGGCAUCCCAGCAAACCUGCUGCAGUUGCUAGACAUCUGCGUGGAGAUCCCCCAGCAUGGUGUUACACGUUCCCUCAAUGUGCACGUUAGCGCCGCCCUACUGGUGUGGGAGUACACACGGCAGCACCUGCUCUCUCCCAGCUCCCGGGUCCCCGAUCAUAGCCUCUAAGAGUGGGCCUCUUGCCACUAAUUCUGCCAUCUGACAGUAACUGAUGGCUGGACAGUAACUUUCGAUCUUUAUCCUGCAUGUCCCAGAAUUCCACCUGGUGAUAAGUUUUUCAAAUUUAUAUUUAAUAGGCUCAGAACGCAACCUUUUUAGUGUUUUAUAUAAUCUAUAUGAUUUUUAUGAGGUCAGUGUAAUUCUUUUACGUAUAUUAAUAAAUAUUCUUGUAUAAAAUUUUA